Neomonachus schauinslandi (Hawaiian monk seal) is the source of this 522-nucleotide messenger RNA. Its product is annotated as protein tyrosine phosphatase type IVA 1-like. Gene Ontology annotation, biological process: protein dephosphorylation. The transcript has a single exon. Gene Ontology annotation, molecular function: protein tyrosine phosphatase activity; protein tyrosine/serine/threonine phosphatase activity. The coding region runs from base 1 to 522 and encodes 173 amino acids. NCBI's taxonomy places the organism in Eukaryota, Metazoa, Chordata, Mammalia, Carnivora, Phocidae. The record is from RefSeq and is a predicted model, not a curated record. Gene Ontology annotation, cellular component: nucleus.
AUGGCUCCAAUGAACCGGCCAGCCCCUGUGGAAGUCACAUACAGGAACAUGAGAUUUCUUAUUACACACAGUCCAACCAGUGCAACCUUAGACAAAUUUAUAGAAGAACUUAAGAAAUAUGGAGUUACUACAAUAGUAAGAGUAUGUGAAGCCACCUACGACACUGCUCUUGUGGAGAAAGAAGGCAUCCAGGUUCUGGAUUGGCCUUUUGAUGAUGGGUCAUCACCAUCUAACCAGAUUGUCGAUGACUGGUUAACUCUUGUAAACAUUAAAUUUCGUGAAGAACCUGGUUGUUGUAUUGCUGUUCAUUGUGUUGCAGGUCUUGGGAGAACUCCAGUGCUUGUUGCCCUAGCACUAAUUGAAGGUGGAAUGAAAAAUGAAGAGGCAGUACAGUUUAUAAGACAAAAGCGGCAUGGAGCUUUUAACAGCAAGCAACUUUUGUAUUUGGAGAAAUAUCGUUCUAAAAUGCGGCUGCGCUACAAAGACUCCAGUGGUCAUAGAAACAACUGUUGCAUUCAAUAA